AUGAUUAUCCGGCCGUCUGAUAUUAUUCAUGGGGCAGGCUGCGCUGUCCGACGGCCAAAUCGAACGUUCUACACUAUGUUUAUUAUUUUUAGUAAGUUCAUAAUAUAAAAAAUUGGUAUGGUAUAUUCAUUUUAUAAAAAAAUAGAAAAGCGUUUAUAUUUCAAACAAAUUUUAAUUGCUUAUUAUAAUAUUUGACAAUCAAAUUUUGUUCAUUAUAGCACUGAUCAUAUCACAAGCACAAGUCCGAAGUCUUUCAACAGCACAGAUGGUACCGCCAAGCGUGGCGAGAGCAACAGAAGCACGGCACGCUGUAAGUUUUGGUGAUAUGGAACAUGGCCGAAUUGGUUGGCGCGUUAAACGAGACUCUUUGCCUUGGAAAGGCUCUUACUCGUUCUUAGGGUAAGUAUUAAAUAAGUAUUUUUAAAUUAAUUUAUUUCGUAAGUUUUUCAUGUUUGCAAUUGUUGAAACAAAUAUUUCCUGAUUUUUGAAAAUUUGUAAUGUUUUAAAAUGUUUAAACAAAUUUAACUUAAAAAACUUUAGGCCUGUCGAUUCUAAUUCUCCCACAGUUCUCUUAACGGUAGCAGACGCAGAUACGGGUGUGGUAAUCGCUGAUUGUACAACUUCCAUCCAAGCCAAAACAACGCCUCUUGGUUGGAAAGGCGAGCUAGAACACGAUUUUCAUUGGCAUCGUGUCAACUGGGAACUAAACGAAGAGCAACUUACUUGUAAUACUACUGCUGACCAUCAUCCAAUCAUAUCAUCUCUUAACAGCGACGAACUUGAUGCUUAUUUGGUACAAAUUAAAGCACUUAACGGGCCACGAUGUUUAAAGAAUUUGCAUACCGACGAAGAAGAUGAUAUUCAAAGUUUAAAUUCAAAUUGCCCGCCAAAUUUGACAAAACAUUCGUAUUUUGCCGAGCAUUUGAAUUGUGGAUGUCCAAUUGUAAAGAGGGGUUUACCGUUCGCUGAAAAUACGGCUUUUAGUUCGAUACGCAGGAAGCCGGUUUCAACUACCGAAGAUCCAACGAAACAACCGUUAAAUGACCCGUCGGAUUCUGAAGAAGUGGCAUCUCCAGCCUUUCCUAUGUUUCACUUUACUCAAUCGACAGAACAAGAAACUGAAAAGAUUACGGAAAGUAAGUCUUAAUUUUAGAUAAUUUAAAUAUUGUUUUUGUACAAAAGGCGUUCGAAAUACAAGUUGUUUAUUUUUAAAAUUAAAAUUUGUACAAAUAUCAGUUUUAUUAUACGGCCAACAUAUGAAAAACUUGCUAAGAAUCAAAUUUAAAAUUUUUUUGUGUUAAAUAUAUCAUAUUUUAGCUGAACCUUUUACUGAAGUCACUACACCAUUAUCAACAAGCGAAGAAACCCCAGCGCCCGAGCAAAGUCAUCAAGUUUCCAGAGAAACUACAAAAAUAGCCGAAUCGGCCGAACAUGAAAAAACAACGGAGUCGUCGGCCGAGUCGUCUGCAACGACAGCCGCUUCAUCAGAUCCAUGCGAGUCUUUCGAAUGCAAUAAUGGUACUUGUUCGGCAGAAAGUGGUGCACCAAAAUGUACAUGUGCUGAAGGAUAUGCCGGCGAACAUUGUGAACAAGACAUGUGCGCAAACCUCGGCUGUCAGAACGGUGGAACGUGUCAGGUUCGGAAUGGGCGUGCGGUGUGCAAUUGUCCUCGAGGAGUGGAUGGAGAAAAAUGUCAUCAGUUGAACGUAAGAUUUAAUUUGAUAAAAAAUUAAUAGUUUUUAAAUUUUAAAAAUUUUAUUUAAACACUAUUUUUAGAAUUUGUGUUAAUAUUAUAAACUUCGAUUAUAGAAUUUGAUAUGUACUCCUGCCUGUGAGAAUGGUGGUGUUUGUCAGGCUUCAAUGAUUAGAACGGAAGGCAAUACAUGCAAAUGUCCUCAUGGUUACACCGGUUCAAACUGUAACUUACGUGAUUUGUGUGCCAAGAACUCAACGUGCGAGCAAUUUGGUCCGGAUGCGCGAUGUUUCAAAGAUGCUGGAGAUAUGUUCCGAUAUUCUAGUGUUUUGACUGACGGUGUUCACAGCUGUCAAUGCCCUACGUUGCGUGGUUUUAUAGAAUGUUCACAAUUGCAUCCAGAAUUGGCAAAGUUCCAAGGACAAACUGAAACGACAAAACCUUUACAAAGCUUCCAAUCUAGCCCACCGCCAGCAAGACCAAUUAUGCCAGAACAAAAACAAGUGAAUUUAUCUGCUCAAAAUAUUUUAUCUGAAAGGACAACAUCACCCGAAAAUGCGCAUGAAGAAGUAGAAGAUACUGCGGGACAUUCUAGUACAGAAUCUAUACAAUUUCCUAGACUAAUUAACCAACAACAGUCCACAGAAGAAGGGAGUGCAGAAAGUAAACCUAUGUUCGGAUUGACCAGUUUACCAAGUAGGUUUUUUAUCUAUUUUUAUUUCACAACAUUAAAUUUAAUUACAAAAAUGAUUUAAAACAGAUAACCAACCAACAAUUUUACCACGUCCAACUUCUGCCAAAACUGUUUCAAAUUUGCAAUCAACUAUGUUCACAAGGCUGCCAGAUCUAAAACACGUACUUUACACGACGACCAGUCUGCCGUUUUCGCCUGAAAACGAAUCUGAAGAAGAAGGAGACAACGGUUUUGUGCCAGUCACACAAGAGCUGCCUGAGCAAACUUCAGCAGAUCCCGCGCCAAAAAUAUCUGAAUCUUCGAAACGUCCAACUCUGACCAUUCACAAGCUACCGGCUCAAGAAACUACAAAGUUGUCAGUUUUGCCGUCUAAAGGAACUAGUUUGCCUACUGGCACAACUAGUAGCAGUAAUGAAGCAACACAAGCAUCAACAGCAUCUACAGAAGCUAAAACAAUGACUACUUUAAUACCAGAAUCUGCUGAAGAAGAAAUUGAUAAUUCUGAAAGUUCUAAGCCGGUGUCUACUGAAGCUACACACGGUCCAAUGGGACCCGAACAUUCAAUUGUUGAUGAGAUUGUUGGUACAGGUAAGCAUCAAUAUGAGAAUAUGUGGUUUUGAUUUAAACGGUGGUUUUUCACACAUAUCAAUUGUCCAUUAUAUAUUUGUAUAUAUUUAAAUAAAUUUUUAAUUUUGUUUUGAUUUAAGAAGCACCACCUGAAUUCCAUACAGUUGACCCAUCAGGUCGUCCACCAAAUCCAUUUGGACCAGAAGAAUCUGAAAAUUCGCAACAAAAGCCGGCUGAAGCAGAAGAGUUUGAGCCUGACAGUACGACAACAACUGAACAACUUGUGACCACAACUACUCGAAAUGAUAAUGACUCUCAAAUCUUUGGUGAACCUUCAAAGACUCAGUCAAAUUCGAGCACGUGGAUUAUAGCACUUACGGUCGUAGGAAGUAAGUUUGAAAGGUCGUUUUUUUUGUUUUGCUAUUAAUUGCCAAAACCCAAAAGCCUGUAAUGACAAUUUUUUUACGGAGUUUGAUACAACAACCAACUUUGCCAUAUACAUUUCAUUUGUGAAUUUAUUUUUAGUUUUGAUAUUAGCAGCCACUAUUGGCUCGCUUCUAAUGGCUCGUUACGUGCGGAGAAGCCGCCGGCUGCAUGGUAAAUACAAUCCAGCACGAGAGGAAAACGCGGUAACUAGCAACUAUGCGAUGCCCAUGACUUCAGUCAACAAGGACGAACGGUUAAUUUAA
Messenger RNA from Bursaphelenchus okinawaensis, 3643 nucleotides. The record is from the annotation of a GenBank genome assembly. NCBI's taxonomy places the organism in Eukaryota, Metazoa, Nematoda, Chromadorea, Rhabditida, Aphelenchoididae.